UUAAAAGGGGGUUCUUUGGCCCAACCUGGCAACCUGCACGGAGUCAGAUUGAGGCAGAUCUUGCCCACAGCAGACGACUUAGCGCUAUAACAUCACUGCCUGGAAAGACGACUGACGGACGGAGCAGAGAGUUGGAUCAACUGAACGAAGAAGAAAACCUGAAUCUUGGCCUAGGCGGCGGAAGCCUGAUCUGACCCCUCUUGUUCCAGCCUCUCCUCUGGCCAGUUGUGAGCCUUUGUUGGCAUCUGGUCUAAGACAGAAAAGUCAGGGGGAAAAUUACUAUGCUCACAGCCUUUAGUUGAAUACUAGUUUAAGCCUAUAAACGAAGUAUUUAUCAGAUAACCUCUGUGUGGAAUAGCAGCUGACAACAUGGCGAAGAAAAACAGCCAAAAGGAUGCCUCUGGGGUGGUGUUUGACACUCACUCAAAAAUGGUUAUGUCCCAGGGUGGAACAUUUGAGAGGAUGAAGGAGAAGAUCAGUGCCGUCAGGGCAGUUGUGCCUAACAAAAGCAACAAUGAGAUUGUUCUGGUGUUGCAGCAUUUUGAAAACUGUGUUGACAAGGCCGUCCAAGCUUUCUUAGAAGGCAGUGCGGUUGAGAUCCUGAAGGAGUGGAAUGUUACUGGAAAAAAGAAGCCCAAGAAGAAAAAGAAGCCCAAGCCCCAGCCAGAACCCCCGGCUGAGCCUGCACCACCUGAGGUUACGUCGCCUGUGGCGAGCAAGGAGGAGGUCAACGGCUUCCAUGCCAAUGGAUCAGUAAUGGACGGAGAGUCGCUGGACUCUCUGAGUGAACAGUUAGACUCUGCCUCUCUGGAUGCAGCUGAGCUGGACUCUGAACCUGCAACCUCAGAAACCACCGGUGCAGAAGGAGAAAGUCAAGGUAGCGCUCCGAGCCCUACCUCUCAACAGGGAAGGAGGAAUCAUCAAGGUCCCCGAGGCAACAAGACCCGACACAGGCCAGGCUCAAAUUCCCAUCCACCCAUAUCGUCCUUAGCGGUCACCACGGAUGAGAGCCACCAAGGAUCAUCAGGAGUCAAGAAGAUUGCUCCAAACAUUGACCGCUCUGUGAAAGAUCUGCAGAGAUGCACAGCCUCACUGACACGCUACAGGAUGGUGGUCAAGGAUGAAAUGGACUCCUCAAUCAAGAGGAUGAAGCAGACGUUUGCUGAGCUCCAGAGCUGUUUAAUGGACAGAGAAGUGACUCUGCUGGCAGAAAUGGACAAAGUCAAAGCAGAGGCCAUGGCCAUUUUGGAUGGUCGACAAAAGAGAGCAGAGGAGCUCAGACGGCUGACAGACAAAUCUGCAUCCAUGUCUGAGGACCAAUUGACUGAACUACGCGCAGACAUUAAGCACUUUGUGAGUGAACGUAAAUACGAUGAGGAUCUUGGAAAAGCUGUGAGAUUUACAUUUGAUCUUGAGCCGCUGAAGACGAGCAUCACAAGUUUUGGAUCAGUUUACCACCCACGGACCGGCUACUCAAAUCGCUCCCGCUGUAGCUCCACUUCCUCCUCUGUCACCAGCCCAGGGCAGUUGGAAACCCCCCCUCCCCCCCAGUCCCAAAGCACCGGCAACGAAACCCGUCCUCCGCCAACCAAGCAGAUUUUCCAAGGUAACCGGCGUACUUUCCAAGGACAGGGGUAUCACUCUGGCGGUCAGAGGUAUAACGGCGGAUCGUACCAUGACAGGAACCCUGGCCGCAGUAAUUAUCGUUACCAGGGUCACGGGAGUCAGGGUGACGGCCAGGGCUCCUCUGGUCCCUCUUCGCAGUACUCCAGCAACUCCAGAGGUCCUUCCCAUUCCUCCUCAUCCAACCGCCAAGACCGACCCUCGCACAACGGGCUGCCCCAAAGGCCUCCGCGAACACACUGCCCUUGACCCCGGAAUUCCUUUGCACCGUCAUGCCCCCCGACUAACCCUCGCACUCCCCUCCCGGCGCCCUCUACUCUGUCCCGCCCGACUAACUCCUUUCAAUGAAGAAUAGAAUCCGAGUUUACAUAUUGUUAUCAGUCGAGCUGUAGUGCCACCUCUACAUCGAUCCAUUCAUCCUCCAAACUUGAAAAGCUCUCUCUGCUCUGUAGUUUCUCCUCCUUUUGCAUUUGCUAUUUAGAGGCAUUCUCUCCCAUUCCUCUUAAGGUAGCAGCUUCUAUCUUUAGCCCCUUUUUGUUGCAAGAUUUCACUGCCUGCUGCUGUCAGUCUCUGUUGCUCUUCUUUCUUUCUUUUUUUUGACUGCUUCAGAGAAACCAGUUAAUCUGGGGUUAAUUUUUGUUCAGAGACUUGACUUGAGUACCUGCACCAGUUUGUGCACUAUUGGAGUUGAAUUUCUUAGUGCUUGGUCUUUCUGCUGCGGCUCAUAUCAGCUCCGAUUCGCACCUUGAAUCUUUUUUUUUUUUUUUUUUUUUUUUUUUUUUAGUACACGACUAGUUACAGCAUAGCAUUUAUUAGGGUUUUUGUCAUUGAGUGAAAAGACAUGUAAUCAACACUACAGCCUAUCCUUAAUCUUUGCAGAGUAAAAGGUAAACAUAUCAAACUAUAAGUCAGAGCUUUUCAUAUGGCUGCUACAAACAGUUGAGAGGUCAUUACAACUCUAGGAUUUUGGUGUGUUUGAGGGUUACUCCGUGUGGCCACGGAGGCAGUGACAUUGCCCUCCACCAACCCCCAGAAAUCAAUGGGGUUAUUGUAUGUGUGCAGUUUUUUCCUGGCAUGUCCAUAAUUGUAUAAUAAAGAGAGGGCUCGUUACCUUUUGUAGAUUAUUGUUAAAUGGCAUUGCUUGGUAAGGCUCGCAAGAAAGGAAAGGCUGUCCACGUGUUUCUCACUUUGUCUUGCACAUCCAGACAGAUGGAUUUUUUGCCAUACACUCAUUUGUCAUUGUGUUUUCUUUUUUUCUUGUCAUAUGCACAGAAAACGGCAUAUAAAUGACAUGCUCGCCUUCAGUCACAGACAGACUUCACAUUUGCCUUCCUAGGAAACGUGGAUGUCGGCAUCAUGACAGCUUUCUAAACAGACGGUACUUGUGAAAGAAGACGUGUGACUGACACACACACUUCCUGGCUAGUAAGGUGUAGGAUCUUGGUUGCCCUUCCAGUGUAUAUGUUCACUUUUCACUUUAUCCUAACCUGUAAAAGUAAAAACGAUCAAACUGAUGAAUGCUUUUGUAGGUUCUAUAGAUUCACAGUUCUUUUCUAUGGCUGCCAAGUCUUGACGCAUGUAGGCUGUUGUUGGGGUUAAGUCUCUUUUGUAGUGUUCACAGUAAGUGAAUAAAAAGCUGGCGAAUACCUCAUUGCUGAUCCUUUGACAUGGCCUGUUUGCAAACUGUUUGUUGCAGGGGGCUCUUAUUUAGGGACAGGGACUCCUGGUGAUUCCUCAUCUCCUUCUCUCUGUGUGAUUGUGUGUGAUUGUGUGUGAGUGUGUCUGUGCGUCUGUGUGUCUGUGUGUCUGUGUGUGUGUGUGUGUGUGUGUGUGUGUAUGUGGAACUGCAAGGCUGCAGCGUACAACCAAUCAUUACAUGACUGCCGCAUCUUCUUCGUACUGUGUUGUCUUCCCUCAAGAACAGGACGCCUGCGGGGAAAAAAUUAAUUGAAGAAAUUUUUUUUGAUUUGUGUUUACUCUGCCCCUUUUCAUUUUCUUAAGGGUUUCCUGACGGCAGUAAGCUGAUAGUGUUAGUAGUGAGACCCAGACACUUAAGUGUUUGUGAUUUAUCUUUUUUUUUGUAUUAUUAUUGUAAACACCCUUGUUCAAGCGGUUAUGUUGCCGAAUAUUAUUUAAAAAAGAAAAAAACAAAAAAAACAGUGGUUUAGUUAGCGACGUGCCUGUUUGCAGUCUAUGCUAAAUACACACUGUAGGUACAUAUUGUAGGUCAGAUAAAUUGAUUAUCUACUGGCUUCUGUGCUUGCAUAGGUGAGGAAUCGGUUGUAAUGUAACACAGAUCUUUUAGUUGACUCAAGCUGUCGGGGGAAAUUGUGCAGAAUAUUGUGAAGAUGCACCCGACUCUUUCUCCUCUGCUUAUUUCAAGUGUCUUCAGUUGCAUUUAGAAUUGAUGAUAGUUUGUUGCUGGAUGGUUAAGCAAUUCAGAUUCAGUUGCAGCACAGUUCUUGUAUCAGAAGUACUGGACUUGUUUGAUCGAAAUUCAAAGCAAGUAGCUUUCUCAUUUGGGAUUCAGUUUCUAUCUCAGUCUCACUUCAACCAAACAAAGUAAUUUUUUUUUUUUUUUACAUUCCAAACUGUAGGAGCAUUAGAUUGUCGCCAAAGAAAUAAUUUCAUCCUGUUGAAAGUUGCUGCCUUUUUCUUUCCUCAGCCUGUAAAGAAUUAAAUUCUUGUGAUUGUUUUCCAAAGGGGAUAAUCUAGAGUAACACUUCACCGGGCCUCCUCCCCAUCCCAUUUUUAUUUUCUGAUUCCUUACUGUAUAUACGUACAUGUAGCUAUAUAAUUUUGUGCUCAUAUAGAGCAUUUUGUAUGUGAUAUUCAUGUUAGGCAUAUGGUUUCUUUGGAGGUUAAAACAUCUAGCUCAUUCAUUCUUCCAAUAGUCCUUAUGUCUAUUUUGUUUCUUUUCUCAAAAUGUCUGAGACAACUGUAAACUUAAGUGCCUUCUCUUGUCUCCCACCAAUUCAUUGACAUCCCUCCGCCAGAGUAUGGACCAAAGACAUCUACCCUGUCCCAUAAACCCCUGUCCUUUCUUUCUCCCACUCACUGAAUGGCACACUUUUCAUUUACUACGAAUAAAACAGUUUGCAAUACUUUGA
Myripristis murdjan (pinecone soldierfish) is the source of this 4733-nucleotide messenger RNA. RefSeq names its product spermatogenesis associated serine rich 2 (gene spats2). The transcript has 13 exons. The record is from RefSeq and is a predicted model, not a curated record. Lineage: Eukaryota; Metazoa; Chordata; Actinopteri; Holocentriformes; Holocentridae. Gene Ontology annotation, molecular function: protein binding. The coding region runs from base 370 to 1872 and encodes 500 amino acids. Gene Ontology annotation, cellular component: cytoplasm.